Molecule: messenger RNA, 1640 nt
Organism: Drosophila montana
Lineage: Eukaryota; Metazoa; Arthropoda; Insecta; Diptera; Drosophilidae
Gene: Cyp4s3
Product: probable cytochrome P450 4s3
Exons: 4
Coding region: 29-1510 (493 amino acids)
Molecular function (GO): oxidoreductase activity, acting on paired donors, with incorporation or reduction of molecular oxygen; iron ion binding; heme binding
Source: RefSeq, a predicted model, not a curated record
GUUAUAGUUAUUUGUUGUUUUUCUUAAAAUGAAUACCUUGGCAUUGUUCGCAUUUGCUUUGUGGGCGCUUUUCUUGCGCUACUUGCCGAACAUACUCAGGUUCGUGCAGCUGCAGCGCUUUUCCAGAACUCUGCCCGGGCCCAGCGUGCGCGAGCUGAUCGCCAAUGUGAAGAAGGGCCAGAUACUCGACUGGCUGAAGGAGCUGCGCGCACGGCACGGGCCAGUUUUUCGCAUUUGGUUUGGCAAGGAUCUGAUGGUGUUCUUUACGGCGCCGGAGGACAUCAAACAGCUGCUCGGCAACAAUACGCUGCUGAGCAAGUCGCGCAACUAUCAGCUGCUGGAGCCCUGGCUGGGCCGGGGCCUGCUAACGAACAGCGGCGAGUCGUGGCAUCGCCGGCGCAAGCUACUCACGCCGGGCUUCCAUUUUCGCAUACUCAGCGAGUUCAAGGAGCCGAUGGAGGAGAAUUGCCGCAUCCUGGUCAGUCGGCUGCGCGAGCAUGCCAAUGGCGAGCCCUUCGAUAUCUAUCCGUACAUCACGCUCUUCGCCCUCGAUGCCAUCUGCGAGACGGCGAUGGGCAUCAAGAAGCACGCCCAGAUGCAGAGCGAUUCGGAGUAUGUGCGCGCCGUCCAGACUAUUUGCCGCAUACUGCACCGUCAGAGCUUCUCCUUCUGGCAGAGAUUCAAUUUGCUGUUCAAUCUGUCCGCGGCGGGUCGCCAGCGAGAUGCGGCGUUGCGCGUCCUGCACGAGGAGACGUAUCGCGUGAUCAACAUGCGCCGCAAGCUGCUGCAGCAGCAGCAGAACGGCAAGGAGAAGCCGGAUGAGGAGGAGGAGCAAAACUAUAUUGGGGGCAAGCGGCGUCUGGCAUUUCUGGACAUGCUGCUGAUCUCACAAAUGGAGGGCGGCGGCGGGGAUCUGAGCGACGUGGACAUACGCGAGGAGGUGGACACGUUCAUGUUUGAGGGCCACGACACGACCAGCUCGGCAAUUGCGUUCGCCAUCAGCCUGCUGUCCAAGCACGCGGAUGUGCAGCAGCGCGUCUACGAGGAGGCGCUCGAGCUGGAGGGCAGAGAGAAGGAGUCGAUGCCCUAUCUGGAGGCGGUCAUCAAGGAGACGCUGCGUCUGUAUCCGUCGGUGCCGUUCUUUUCCCGCAACGUGCACGAGGAUCUACAGGUGGGCCAGGUGACGGUGCCCAAGGGCGCCUCGAUUAGCUGCCUGGUCUAUAUGCUGCAUCGCGAUCCGGACAGCUUUCCCCAGCCGGAACGCUUCGAUCCGGAUCGCUUUUAUCUAAACGAACAACAGCUGCAUCCAUUUGCCUUUGCCGCCUUCAGCGCCGGACCGCGCAAUUGCAUAGGUCAAAAGUUCGCCAUGCUCGAGCUCAAGUGCUCGCUGGCCAUGCUGUUGCGGCAUUAUCAGUUCCUGCCCGUCGCCGAGCAUCAGCCGCAGCCGCUCGCCGAGCUGGUGAUGAAGAGCGGCAACGGGAUUCGAGUCCGCAUACGGCCACGCCCCUAAUCCCAUUUAAACACCCUCUAAUCUAGCUAAUAGCCAAGUAUCGUUUAUACACAUAUAUAGCUCUAUAUGUAUUUCUAUCUUAAUCUAUCUGCAUGUCCUAAAAAGCAAAUCAAAUAAAACUUAAUCUCAA